Molecule: messenger RNA, 1461 nt
Organism: Aspergillus pseudonomiae
Lineage: Eukaryota; Fungi; Ascomycota; Eurotiomycetes; Eurotiales; Aspergillaceae
Product: TauD/TfdA dioxygenase family protein
Exons: 4
Coding region: 1-1107 (368 amino acids)
Cellular component (GO): cytoplasm
Molecular function (GO): 2-oxoglutarate-dependent dioxygenase activity
Source: RefSeq, a predicted model, not a curated record
AUGGCUCCCUCCGUCGCUGAAAGUACUACAACCCCCGUGGUUCCUAUCCUGAAAGGAAAUGUAUCAGAAGCAACGACCCUCCAAAAGGAGCCCUUGAAGCUGAGCGGGGCUCUCGACUCCUUCGAUUCCUUCGAUGUUACGCCCGUCAUUGGCCGCGAGUUCCCUACAGCCAACCUGAAAGAGUGGCUGCAGGCUCCCAAUUCAGAUGAGCUGCUCCGCGAUCUUGCUAUAACGAUCUCCCAACGUGGCGUCGUGUUCUUUCGCAAACAGGACGGGCUCGACGAUGACCUGCAGAAAGAACUAAUCCAGCGACUAGGCCUUCUUUCCGGCAAGCCCAGUACAUCUGGCCUUCAUGUACACCCUAUCCACAACGGGGCACGCGAGCACGGCGUUGAGGAUAACGAGAUCAGUGUCAUCACAUCUAAGAACCAUGACAAGCUAUACAAAAACCAUUUUCAUCCGAAGAAGCAAAGCGCUCGGCGAGAGUGGCAUAGUGAUAUCACCUUCGAGCCAAUUCCCAGUGACUACACUGUUCUCCGGUUGACUGAGCUUCCUAAGACGGGCGGUGACACACUCUGGGCAUCGGGUUAUGAACUGUAUGAUCGCAUUUCCAAGCCUUACCAACAGUUCCUGGAGAGUUUGACUGCGACAUAUGCCCAGCCUGGGUUCAACAAGGUUGCGAAGGAGAAUGACUUCGAGAUCUUCACUGGACCUCGGGGUGCUCCAGAGAAUGUUGGCGAGAAAUUGGAGGCCAUUCACCCUGUUAUUCGGACGAACCCUGUAACUGGGUGGAAGAGCGUCUUCGCUGUCGGUGUUCAUGUGGCGAAAAUCAAUGACCUCUCCGAGGAAGAAAGUGACCAUUUGCUGAGAUGGUUCGUCUCUCUGAUCGUUGAGAACCAUGAUCUGCAGGUUCGCCUCAGAUGGCAGAAUCCCAAUGACUUGGCUAUCUGGGAUAACCGCAGUGCCUAUCACGCCGCAACGUACGACUACAAGGGGAAGGACUUUGGUCCCCGGACGGGUCACCGUGUUGUUGGUCUAGGAGAGCGGCCUUACCUUGACCCAAAGAGCACAAGUCGUCGUGAGGCGUUGGAAGCUGAAUCAGCAUAAAUAGAUUUGCAAGCUGCUCAGUGUACAUAAAGAUACUAACGCUGUUAUUAUGUAAAGUCGCUUCACACUUGAUAUGAAAGACGAUAUUCCUCAAUUAGAACAUCUGCACAUGUCGCCCCCACACGAUAAGCCGUGACUUGCGUGUGAUUGUUCGUCGACAUUGGUACCACACUCAUACCUGCCACUCGCAGUCCCUCUAACAUUGCGGAUUCGGAACGAGCUGUCACCAGUUGCGUCCGGAUCGUCUGAUCUCCCCGUCUUCACCGUCCCAGUCAUGUGCCCGGUUGAACCGCCAAAUUUCUUCCAGAAUUCAAGGAUAGCCUCCUCACUGUCCCUUUGUGGUCGAAUCAGGUC